Messenger RNA from Prorocentrum cordatum, 1284 nucleotides. The record is from the annotation of a GenBank genome assembly. Lineage: Eukaryota; Dinophyceae; Prorocentrales; Prorocentraceae.
GUGGAGUACGCCUCCCCGAGCCUGCAGCCGCUGCUGCGGGAGCGCCUGCGGGCCAUGGGCGGCCGGCCGGACCGCGCGCUCCUGUGCUUCUCGCACUACGACGAGGCCCACCUGCUCGCCGGCGGCCUCCGCGUGCCGCGGCUGUCCUUUGGCGCCCGCUACAUCUCGGGGGCGCUCACCGAGGCCUCGGCGCCCGAGGCCGUGCUCUGGCCCCCGAGGGCCGGCGCGGAGGCGGGCGGCGUCCCCUCCCCGCCAGCGGUCGACAGCGGGCCCAGCCGCCAGGAAAUCCUCCUGUCGCGGCUGAAGCUUGCGCUGGGGAACAUGGGCUCCGAGCUCGUGUGGCAGCUACUGGACGAUCUGUGCAUCGGCAUCGCAUGUCCGUACCGGUUCGUGAGUUACGAGACGGCCGUGGACUGGUCCGUGUUGGCUACCUUUCGCGCGGGAGUAUUUAUUCCUUGGAAUUGGGAGCUUAUCACGUUCCUUGAAUGGUACGCUCUCAGCAUACCAGUAUUUGUGUCUGGGUCAUCCUGGACGCUUCCACUGAUACAGCAUCAUCUGCAUGCGAAUCCAAGGAUUACCACAAAUGGUUCUCAGUUCAACAACCUCCGCGCCGAAUGGGCCAUAGAUGGUGAGACCAUGGACGGCCCAUUGGAUGCCGCAGAGAUUGCGAGAUGGUGGACGCAGACCGACUACGUGCGCUUGCCCCACGUGCGGCAGUUCGCGCAUCUCGCCGACCUCCUCUGGCAGGUGGCAGACUGUGACUUCCAGGCCUGGUCGGCGUCGCUGCGUUACCGCGACUGCCCACCACGAUGCAGCCUUACUGUACAUGCAGUUGGCCGAGCGGAUGGUGGACUAAUCGCGCGAAUCAUGUGCGGGACAGAAAAUACAGUUGCAGGUGCAGCCAAGCCAUCUUCUCUUACUUACCUGCACAGCUCCCUGGCCGCUCCGCAGCCGCUUCCUCCCUCCCCUCUCCUGCCCCUCCUUGUUCUGACGGUUGCCCCUCCUCGUUCUGCCCUCGCCGCACUCAGCUGCGGACGUCCCCCGCCGACCGCGUUGGACCCGACCUCGCCGCGCACCAGGCGAGUGCGGAGGGUCACGUGCCCGAAGGGGCCCAGCGCUUCCGUGCUGCGGCUCCCCCAGGGGUUCGGCCGCGAGCCGCACUGGGCCGCGUGCCGGCCGAGGGCGCGCGUGGGCGGCGGUGGCCGAGCAGCAGCAUGCCGCAGGCAGCACUCGCCUUCCGCAGGCAGCGGCGGAACAGCGGGGAUCGAGCAUGCUGCACCAUGA